GUACCGAAAAAAAGGUGUUUAAAACGUAUUUUUGUUAAAGUAGCUAAACAAACGAAAAGAAAUCAUUUAACAAAAUAGAUUGCGUACAUAAACUCAAUAAUAAAAGAGACGAAAUGUUAAUCCAAACGAAUUUGUGUAUUCAUCCAGCAAAGUCUCAUCUCUGGCAUAUAUCACAAAAUAUAUAUAAUUCCUUGUAUUUCAAUAAUGCCGUAGUCAUUUGUUUAUUAUUGUCAUUCGUUGUCAUUUUUACCAUCUAUUGCUUCCUAGAUUUCGUGCGGCACGGCCCAAGGAACCAGCUGCUGUGCCAAUGCGGACGCUACUAUAACACAAUGAACCGCCUGAUGCUGCAUCAGAGCGAGGAGUGCCAGGACUUUAAGCGUUUCCAGUGUGACUAUUGCCUCAAGUGGUUCAAGCGACGCUCCCAUUUGAAUCGCCACAAGAAGCUGCAUCAGGCAGUGCUGGCCGCCGAGCGCAGGCUUAUUUACAGGCAAAAUCAAAAGCAAAAACUGGUUGCAGAAAAAACAACAACUACGCAAACAGCAACAGAAACAACACUGCAGCAACUGGCCUCCAUUUCAACAGCCCGCUCGCUGCAGCAUCUGGUGCCGCAUUUGCCACACAAUUUGCACAUCGACACUAGCAGCCUGGUCGCCGGACGCAAGCUGCCACGGCAGAGCUCCAAGCGCUUGCCACCAUACGAAUCCAAUCGCUGUCCUCUGUGCGCACGCGUCUAUCGAUCCCAGGCCUUCCUCAACGAGCACAUGCGCAAUGAGCACUCGGUUUUGAUUUAG
Messenger RNA from Drosophila novamexicana, 791 nucleotides. Its product is annotated as zinc finger protein 667-like. The transcript is spliced from 2 exons. The record is from RefSeq and is a predicted model, not a curated record. Lineage: Eukaryota; Metazoa; Arthropoda; Insecta; Diptera; Drosophilidae. The coding region runs from base 114 to 791 and encodes 225 amino acids.